GCGGAUCGAGCGCGGUGAAACCGAUACGAGAGAAAUCGAGAAAGUGUUUGUAGAACAUCUCCGGACGCCUGUUCGCAAACGAAAGCCGCAAAACGGAAGCUGUCUUCGCGGGAGAAUUAGUCGCAGGAUUGUGAAAGACGCAUGCGAACGCGCGAGAGCCAGCCGCGCGCUCUCUCUCUCUCUCUCUCGACUCGCCUACUGUUCGACGCCCAGGCGAACGUCAAACGCAGCAUCGGCAUUAAGGGAAUAGCGUAUAUCCGUGGGGGAGAUUUAGACGACGGGGUCAAUCAGGAUCAAUCGCGGUGUAAUUGACGCGAUACUUUGCGAGGAGCACCGUCACAGCGAAACGAUUGAACCGAUAAGACUUCGAACGGUUCUGCGUGGACAAUCGUCGCCGCAGUCAUCGUCCCAUCAAUCUCCGUUCCGGCCUGGCUCAUCAUCGCACAAAUUAAGGGUACCCUCGUUUAGAAGCGGAGUCCGCUCGGGGCAAGCAGCUCGUAUCGUUCGCGAGAAAUCCCGUCCGCGAGACCGAAUCGAGAAACAAUAAAAGCGCCGACCCGUCGCGGCGACUGUUCGCGCGCGUGUGUGUGCGCGCAAGAACACGCGCGGGCGCGCGAGUGUGUGCAGUGGUGAUUGCGCGUGUUUCCGUACGGCCCAGGCCGAGUGAAAUGAUCGACAGCCAGUGAGGAGAACCGAGCUUCCGCGGGCCGAGGAAACAAGGGUGUCCAAAUCAAAAUGGGAGAGGGAAUGUUCACGGCGGCGAGCAGGAAGCAGCAAGUAUGCCUGCUGUUCUUCGUCCAGGUCGUCCUAAUUGUGCUAAUGGGCGCGCUGAUGACAUAUGGCCCGGAGGCGAAAGAUAACCGGGAGGAGUGGAGAUCCGUGAAGAAGUCAUUGCGAAUUUAUCCGAUGUAUCAAGAUGUCCACGUGAUGAUCUGGAUCGGCUUCGGGUUCCUGAUGACGUUCCUGAAGAGAUACGGCCAGAGCGCCGUCGGACUGACCUUCCUGGUCGGCGCGGUGCUCGUUCAGGUCGCGCUGAUUUGCGAGGGCGUCGUGGAGAUGAAGCAGGACAACGGUGCCUAUCUGUCACUGGAAAGCCUUCUGAGCGCCGACGUUGCAGUGGCCACCCCGUUGAUAUCCAUGGGCGCGCUCCUCGGUAAGACGACCUACAUACAGCUCGUGUUCAUGGGUAUCCUCGAGCUGAUCAUGUUCACCGUGAACAAGUACGUGGGGGAGCAUAUACUCAUGGUAGUUGACGCCGGCGACAGCAUGUUUGUCCACGCGUUUGGUGCGUACUUCGGUCUGGCGGUCAGCUUCGUGAUGGGGAUGAAGGAGAAACGAAAGGCGCACCAUCUCGAGGGACCCUCCUACAAUUCGGAUAUAUUCGCGAUGAUUGGCACGGUGUUCCUGUGGCUCUUCUGGCCGUCGUUUAACAGCGCCGCCCUCGAAGGCGACGACCAACAACGAGCGAUCAUAAACACCCUUUUGUCGAUCUCGGCGAGCUGCGUGAUCGCGUUCGCCACCUCGGCGGUGGUCUCGAAGGACAGCAAAUUCAACAUGGUCCAUAUACAGAACUCGACCCUGGCCGGUGGUGUGGCCAUCGGCACCGCGGCAGGCAUGAUGUGCGAGCCGGUGGGCGCUCUGAUCGUGGGACUGUUGGCCGGGCUGCUGAGCGUGCUCGGUUACAAAUACCUCACGCCUCUGAUACAUAAACACCUCCGGGUGCACGACACAUGCGGCGUCCACAAUCUGCACGGGAUGCCAGGUGUACUGGCUGGCAUUUUCGGCGCCCUCAUGGCUGGCCUGGCCACGAAAGAAACAUACAAUAAUUCCCUUUACGAGAUAUUUCCAGCCAGGGCGCCGAGUUCUGGGGACUUGCUGACCGAGCUGAUGGAAGAUUACAACAAUAUAUCACCCGGCGUGAAUAGAUCCGCGCUACAGCAAGCUGGCUAUCAGCUAUUAGCUCUCGCAAUUACACUGGGCAUCGCCAUUGUUUCCGGAUUGGUAACAGGUUUGAUACUGCGACUGUCGGUCUGCGGUUCGAUCUCCGAGGAGCUGAAAUUCGACGACGAGGCUCACUGGGAGCUGGAGGAAGAGUCCUCGGACGAAUCGAAGGUUAAAGAAGGAACCAACUCCGGCGAUCAAUUGCCGAUGGCUACUAUCUGAAGCGAGCCAACGCUUUAUCACCUGCACAAGAUCAAAUAAAAAAGCACACCGAGAGAUAGAGGCGCGCGAUCAACAGGUAACAUGGACACCAACAAGUGACGAAGCAAUAAUUGCAGAAAACAAUGUUGUUCAUAAAUAAAAGAGAAACGUUCAAGACGAGACACGUGUCGACAAUCACAAAUGUAACUUUUACAGAAGAGCAACCAGCAACGGACGUACAAUAUAUGUGUAUAACAUUUUUAUUGACA
Megalopta genalis is the source of this 2411-nucleotide messenger RNA. RefSeq names its product Rhesus blood group-associated glycoprotein Rh50 (gene Rh50). NCBI's taxonomy places the organism in Eukaryota, Metazoa, Arthropoda, Insecta, Hymenoptera, Halictidae. Gene Ontology annotation, molecular function: ammonium channel activity. Gene Ontology annotation, cellular component: plasma membrane. The record is from RefSeq and is a predicted model, not a curated record. Gene Ontology annotation, biological process: ammonium homeostasis; ammonium transmembrane transport.